Meleagris gallopavo (turkey) is the source of this 5856-nucleotide messenger RNA. The record is from RefSeq and is a predicted model, not a curated record. NCBI's taxonomy places the organism in Eukaryota, Metazoa, Chordata, Aves, Galliformes, Phasianidae.
AUGCCCUUUUGCCUUGCAGGGCUCCUUUGUCUAACAGAUGGCAUAUUAAAGGACAUUGUGGAGCAGACCACUAAUGCUUUUUUUUUUUCUCCCCUUGCUUUGUUUUUUAGAAACCAAGUGCUGGAAAUGUUUGACCACGCAUAUAGCAAUUAUAUGGAUCAUGCCUAUCCAGCUGAUGAACUCAUGCCUUUAACUUGUCGUGGACGGGUGCGGGGUCAGGAGCCAAGUCGUGGGGACGUGGAUGAUGCCCUGGGAAAGUUCUCCUUGACCUUGAUUGAUACCUUGGACACUCUUGUGGUGUUAAAUAAAACCAAAGAGUUUGAAGAGGCUGUAAAAAAAGUAAUAAAAGAUGUUAAUUUAGAUAACGACAUAGUUGUAUCUGUCUUUGAAACCAACAUAAGAGUCCUUGGUGGUCUCCUUGGUGGGCAUUCAGUGGCAAUUAUGCUGAAAGACAAAGGUGAAUACAUGCAGUGGUACAAUGGCGAACUUCUGCACAUGGCGAAGGAGCUGGGCUACAAGCUUUUACCUGCCUUUAACACCACUAGUGGUCUCCCUUACCCAAGAGUUAAUUUAAAGUUUGGUGUGAGACAUCCAGAAGCACGAACAGGAACAGAGACUGAUACCUGCACAGCUUGUGCAGGUACCUUGAUCCUUGAGUUUGCAGCUUUAAGCCGAUUCACAGGAACAUCUAUAUUUGAGGAAUAUGCACGGAAAGCUCUUGACUUCAUUUGGGAAAAGAGGCAGCGCAGCAGCAAUUUGGUGGGUGUUACAAUUAAUAUUCACACAGGAGACUGGGUCCGCAAAGAUAGUGGAGUUGGAGCAGGAAUAGAUUCAUAUUAUGAAUAUUUAUUAAAAGCCUACGUCUUGUUGGGAGAUGACAGUUUCCUGGAAAGAUUUAACACGCACUAUGAUGCCAUAAUGAAAUACAUUAGCCAACCACCUCUCCUUCUUGAUGUCCAUAUUCAUAAGCCAAUGCUAAAUGCUAGGACCUGGAUGGACUCUUUGCUGGCUUUCUUCCCAGGAUUGCAGGUAUUGAAGGGUGAUAUUAGACCUGCUAUUGAAACUCACGAGAUGCUGUAUCAAGUUAUAAAGAAGCAUAACUUUCUUCCUGAGGCUUUCACAACAGACUUCAGAGUUCACUGGGCUCAGCAUCCUUUAAGGCCUGAAUUUGCUGAGAGCACUUACUUCCUGUAUAAGGCUACAGGGGAUCCUUACUAUCUAGAAGUAGGAAAAACACUCAUUGAAAACCUAAACAAGUACGCAAGAGUGCCUUGUGGGUUUGCUGCAAUGAAGGACGUUCGUACAGGAAGCCAUGAAGACAGAAUGGACUCUUUCUUUCUGGCUGAGAUGUUUAAAUAUCUUUACCUGCUGUUUGCUGAUAAGGAAGACAUGAUAUUUGACAUAGAAGAUUAUAUAUUCACUACAGAAGCUCAUCUAUUACCACUCUGGCUUUCCACCACAAACCAAACCAUCUCUAAAAAGAAUACAACUACAGAAUACACAGAGCUGGAUGACAGCAACUUUGACUGGACCUGUCCGAACACUCAGAUCCUCUUCCCAAAUGACCCAAUGUUUGCUCAGAGUAUUCGUGAGCCUUUGAAAAAUGUGGUGGAUAAGAGCUGUCCUAGGAGUAUUUCAAGAGCGGAAGAGAGCUUGGGAAGUGGACCAAAGCCACCACUGAGAGCCAGAGACUUCAUGGCCAGUAAUCCUGAGCAUUUGGAGAUACUGAAGAAGAUGGGAGUCAGUUUGAUUCAUCUUAAAGAUGGAAGAGUGCAAUUAGUGCAGCAUGCAGUGCAAGCAGCAAGUUCACUUGAUGCUGAAGAUGGCUUACGGUUCAUGCAGGAAAUGAUUGAACUCUCCAGUCAGCAGCAGAAAGAGCAGCAGCUACCUCCUCGUGCUGUUCAGAUAGUUUCCCACCCAUUUUUCGGUAGGGUGGUCUUGACUGCUGGACCAGCACAAUUUGGGAUGGAUUUAUCUAAACACAAAUCAGGGACAAGAGGAUUUGUUGCAACCAUUAAGCCGUAUAAUGGAUGCUCAGAGAUCACUAAUCCUGAGGCAGUGAAAGAGAAAAUUGCCCUGAUGCAAAGAGGCCAGUGUAUGUUUGCUGAAAAGGCACGAAACAUUCAAAAAGCUGGAGCAAUAGGAGGCAUUGUUAUUGAUGACAACGAGGGAAGCAGCAGUGACACAGCUCCUCUCUUCCAAAUGGCCGGUGAUGGAAAGAAUACAGAUGAUAUCACAAUCCCCAUGCUCUUCCUCUUCAACAAGGAAGGAAAUAUUAUACUGGAUGCAAUCAGGGAGUAUGAGGCUGUGGAGGUGCUCCUUUCUGACAAAGCAAAAGAUAGAGACUUGGAAAUGGAGAAUAUGGACCAGAAAUUAUCUGAAAAUGAUUCACACAAACAAAAUUCAGAAGAAGCUUCUUCAGCAUCUCAGGAUGUUGGCACAGUCAGCGAGGAGCCUGAAGAAGGGGAAAGCUCUGACAUUUCUGACCCUGAUUCCUUAUCUCCUGCUCAGGCAGACAGUGACAGCAUUUCCACUUCAGAUCAGGAUUCCUCCAUCCCUGGACCUGGUGAGGCUGAUGCUUCAGAGCCAGCAUGCACACAAGGGGAUGAGCAGCCUCAGGAACAGCAGACUGAGACAGAGUCAGACUCCAAAGUUAACUGGGACAAUAGAGUUCAACCUAUGGAAUCCAUAUUAGCAGACUGGAAUGAAGAUAUAGAAGCAUUUGAAAUGAUGGAAAAGGAUGAACUAUGACUUGUAGUAAUAACUUAUUUGCUAGUAAACAAAUGGAGAACUCUUUGGGUAGAAGUGAGGCCUGAUAACUGAGAACUAGAAAACAUAUUCAGUAUUGUGAUGAGCAACCAGGUUUCACCUGGAAAUUAUCAUAGAAAUCCAGCACGCGCUCUUUGUUUUAAUUUUUCCUGUUUAAAAGUGGGAAUGUGCAAUUGAAGCAUUCGUGUGGCCCCACUGCGCGGUGCUGUAUCCCAGGAGGUUUGCUCAGGGAAAGAGCCGACUUCUGCCUGCCAGGUGCCCAGAAGUGAUGCUGCCUCGGCCUCUGGGAGGCACAAGUUGAGCACGUGGGGCUGCCAGCACCAUUCAGCAGCCACCAGCAGGAGCACCUGGAGGCAGCAGGAUGGCUGCUGCCCUGCUGGGAGCGGAAUUGUGCCUGGUUUCCCUGACCCCCCCUUGCUCUGAAGGCCUUCCUUGCUAGCAGCAGGUGAAGCGAUGUCUCCAGUUGCUGCAUCUGUAAGACACAGGUAGAAGCAGUUUGGUUUUGUUCUGGCAUAUUGCACCGAGACACAGUGGCAUUGCUCAUUGCUCCUUCCAUCUCUGCGUGAAGAAUGACCGAGGUGGCCUGUGAGCUUUUUCUCCUGCUUAAAUUCCAGCUGGUGAAGCUGCACAAACCAAAGGCAGUGUGCUUUGUAAGCAGGUGCUGUCAGGGAACGAGGAUGGCCUGGUUCCUUUGGGGCUUCCAAGUUAAGAUUGAGGGUGUGCUAUGAAAGUUGCAUGUGAGUUGAAGGUAAAGAGAUUGGGGCAAACGUUGAGCCCUGCAGGUUGGAAAACCCAACCUACCCGAGGCACAGUUUCACCUGGCAGUAUUCCCUGAAUGCACACUAAGCAGAAUUAGAUCCGUUGUAACAAAAAUCUUCCUUUUUCCCAAGUUUUACUUUUAACAGCAACUUCUGUAGCAUGAUGCUUCGGGCAGUGAGGCCAGUGCAGUGCAGCAGUGGGGGCUGUCGGGCAGUGAGGAUGGCUGCUGUGCUGCUCUGGGCUUUGGGAGCAUGUCCCAGGUGAGUCCUGGUUGUUAUCCCCCUUACCGCAAUGAAAGCGGGGUUAUUGAGACAACCGAGAUGUCCUGUGUCCAAAGAAACUGCCAAAAGGUCAUUCAGCUGAUUUAUAUAAACUGCUUUUAGAGAGUCGUGGCUCAAAGAAUUGUUUUAUAUUAGAAAAUAAAUGAACACUGCCUGUACGCUGCGCCAGACUAGAAAUGAAGGUUUGUAUUGGUCCUUACGAUAUUUUAAAGAAAAAAAAGUCCCAGUCUGAAGUGCACCUUUCUUUUAGCUGGUGAAAUUAUGCGUGCUGAAUAUGCAACUGUUAUUAGUACAGCCAUACUGUAUUUAUUUCUGUAUACUCCUGUACAGUAUGAAUGGAAAUCCCGGGCAAACGCUGUAUACAUGUGUAUGUGACGACACUGCUUUCAGGAGCUGCAAGUGCCCAGGCACCUUUUGGGAGCAUGGCAGUCAGAACCAUGUACGUAAAUUGAAUGAUAACGUUAAAUCAUUGGAGGAGGAGGUGAUUUGGAGGAGGAAACGAAGAGGUAGCAGAAGAGUGAAUAAGCAUCCUUUUAAAAUAAAUCAGCUUUCCAGUGUAGUUAUUCCUUUGCACAAAUAACUGUGUGGAGGUUUGAGCCGAGUGCUUGCAGCAGCCGAGGUUUUUCAGCUGGGGGAUUUUGUAUUUAUGUGGGUAUUUUUGUUGUUGUGACGUGGGUUUCUUCGUGGAAGGGUCGGACCAUAGGAGCCAUAAGUGCCCUUUGUUAGUGGAGCUGUGAGCACAGCAGCAGGCUGGGUGUCAUCCCACGGUGCUCUGCCUGCCCGUGCCACAGCAGACGCUGCUGUUCUCAGCGCUCUCUAGCGUGGACUGCACCUUCAUGCUGGGUAGUUCUUCUGGGGGAAGCAGGGUUAUAUUUUCUAGGUAUAGAGGUCCUCUGAUCGUGGUGUUGAUUAAGACUGUCAGUGUUGCAAUGCGAGCUUACGGUGGUGUGUCUUUUUUAACCUGCAGAAAAUUUAGGCGUAGUAGUAAAAUUUUCCUAAAAGCUGAGCUUCCCUUGGCACCACAAGCACACCCAUGGCCAAAGCAGCAAACAGCCCUUUCCCUGGACGUGGUGCAGGGUGUGGGUGUGCCUGGUGGUGGCCAUCUGCAGGUGCCCAUCACCUCCCUCCUCCAGGGCUGUGCUUUUGUUCUGUUCUGCUUGGAGGUGACCACGAGAGCUGCAGCGGUGCAGGGGAGGUGUACAGACCUGGUCAGUGGAAGCGACCUCUUGGGAAAGCAGAAAGGGUGAGGGGGCAGUUCAAUUCAGGUUGUUUUCAUUUGGUGUUUCCUUGGGAGGAGGUGGCAUUAGUUGACCUUCUCGUAUCAUGCUGAAAGUAGUUCGGUUUUCUGUCACUCUCAUCUUAAAAAGCAAAAAGAAUGUAUUUUAUUUUUUUAAUCAUCUUUUGGAGACUAAGUGUUCUUUCUGGGUUGUCUGCUCCAGGUGGAGCACUGCCCAUCCAUUGUUCAUCAGCAGUUGCCCUUCGUUUUGGGUAUUGCACAUUGGUCUGUAGAGCAUUGAACACUGAAUUCAGGAAUCCUGGCUGGAGCCAUGCUUACUCCGUGCCAUGUAAUUCAGAUUAGCCAAUUUGAUAUUAGAGGAAUAUUCUUAAUUGUUUACACGUGUUGUUUCUCAAAGAAUUUAAAGCCAGAGCCCAGCUUUUUCUCCUCCUCUUGAAGGCAUUGCUCAUGGAAAAGCAUUUGGUGAGAAGUUAGAAACGGGCCGUGGCGUGCAGAGCCGUCACUCAGAACAUAGAGAAACAUUCUGUGAAUGAAAUAUUGUAUGUUCAGAUUUUAUAGGAUUUUUUUCUUUUUAGCCAGCCCGAUUUACAGCCGUAUAUUUUCUUAUGGAAGAUGUCUACUAACAGGUGCUGUAACACUUCUGUUGGGUUUCACUGUCUGGUGGUAAGCAUAUACAAUAUUUCUAAGGGCAACGAUGUACUGUGAUGUAAAAGGUUGGGCUAAAAUGUAUAUAAUCUGUGUACAUAAUUGUGUACUUGAUUAUAACUGCUGAUUGUAAAGAUUUAAUAAAAUGUAAAUAUUCUGGUCAAA